Lottia gigantea (owl limpet) is the source of this 2142-nucleotide messenger RNA. RefSeq lists its product as hypothetical. Bases 292 to 1200 code for a protein of 302 amino acids. The record is from RefSeq and is a predicted model, not a curated record. The transcript is spliced from 7 exons. Lineage: Eukaryota; Metazoa; Mollusca; Gastropoda; Lottiidae.
AACACACCUGUUUUAUAAUUGGCUAACAAUUUAAUAACGGUGGUUUCUAUCCUUAGCAACCAACAGUAGGUGCAAACACCAUAAAGCAAUGGUUUAGAUUGUAAUCUUCAUUGUCCAAGAAAUAAAAGAAGCAAGAAGCACAGCCGAAACAACUUUUUUUUUGUUCUGAAGAAAAUUGUGAACAAGAAUAUUUUGUUGGAUUUUUAUUAUUACAUGCAAUAGGCUAGGUGUGCACAGAAACCUAUUUCCAAGACAUUUGCUACAGACGUAUAAAAUCGUGAAAAUUCCAAAAUGACUACCAUUGCUUUUGGUGGUGGACCUACUGUGGAACAGAGAAGAAAUUUUGCUGCAUUAAAAGAGGGAACGCAAGUACCUGGAUACAAAGGCUAUGUACCACAGUUGAAGUAUAGAGUUGGCAAAACAUAUGGUACAGAUACGCAUAGACUUUUAGUUGAAAACUCUCCUAAUGCUAGAAAUACAUUUACUCUAACAGAGCCUAUUGAUAUUCCUACAUUGAGAAAUACAUUACCUAAAUCUAAUGGAGAAAAUAAAUAUACAGAAAAAAUGGUGGCUGGUUACACAGGUUACAUACCCAGAAUGCCAUUUAAAUUUGGUGGUACCUAUAAAGAAGACUGUGACAGUUGUAUUGAUGAAUUUAUGAGCAGCACUCAAACCCAUGACUUGAAAUUACAAGAUUUAAAAAGACAAAUGCGUAGUUAUCCACGUUUAACAGCAAUAUCUUAUGAUCCUGAUGUUCGAGAUAAACUUAAUAAAUAUAGAGAUGACCAUUCUACUGUUGUGGAAGUAAAAAGACCAUUAGAUGAAGCACCAAUUCCUGGUUAUCAAGGUUAUGUACCUAGAAUAGGAACUACAGAGAUUGGUCUAGGUCAGAGAUUUCAUGAAAGUACUAAAUUAGGUUUUGAACAAUUUAUCAAUGAAACAAGAAGACAUGGUAACUUAUCUAAAGCUGAACCUAUAUCAAUUGACAGACCAGUAACAUCUAAUGCACCACGUAGUGCCCCAUUGUUUGGAAGGAGAUUAUAUGCCAAUGAUGGUAUGAUACCAAACUAUACUGGAUAUAUACCUCAGAGAAGAUAUGCGUUUGGUAAUACAUAUGGUGAUACUACAAGAUCUUUAGAGGUAUGCAGACAUCCUGACACAACUUAUGCUGAAUACACAAAAAGAGUCAGUUUUAAAUAAAACAGUUAAAUGUAGGUCCUAAAACUAGUGAAAUAAUGAUAUUUAUAAUAAAAAACUUGAAUAUAAAGUUAAACUUAUGUUAUAUUAGUUUGUACUAUAACUGUCUCACCAAAGGUCAAAUUGCAAACUUAAAUAGACACAUUAAACAUUUAUUAUUGCCUUUAUAGCAUCAUUUUAUGCCUUAUUGAGAUAAAAUUGAUCAUUAUUAUCAUUGUAAUUAUAUCAUUUGUUACUCUUCAUGUUUUAAGUGCUGUACAGUUACCACAAAUGGCAUAUUUCUUUCCAUAGUUCCUAAAUGCAAAAAAUCUAUAUCUAAGUUUCAGUCAUAUAUCAGUGGGUUAGCUAUAAGAUAUAGCACUGUGUUUCACUGGCUAUAGACCUCUCAGAUGGUUAGUAAGGCGAACCUAUUGCCUGAUGAAAGAAGAUAAAAUGCCUUCAGAUGAUAAUAUUGAAUUAGUUAAUUGAAGUUAUUUACUAAUUAUUACUGUGAUAAUUAUCUUUUAUUCUAAUUGUUAAUAAUUUGAAUUAGCUUAAUAACAUGUUAAAUGACAUAACAACUGUGAUAGAUUUUUUUAUAUUUUACAAUUAUUUUGUUUGUAUAUUUUGCUUGUUUUGUUUUUGUAUUAUUUUAUCAUUUUAUAUAAACAUUAAUGUUCAUUUUGCAUAAACCAAAGUUUUUUAUCAGAGCAUUGAUUUAGCAUUAUUUUUGGAUUUUCUGCUGUGUGCUUUAAGCAUAUCGAGACUUAACCUAUGCAAAUGGAAACAUUGGAAGUCGAUCUGGCCAUUCAGGAAACUGCAAUGUUGUUUGAAUAAAUUUGGAUUUCCCUUUUGAUCAUCCAUAACAUAAUAUACAACUGCCUAAUAUUGGUGAUAUGUUUCUUCAUUCAAGUAGUCAUUGUUUUGAUAGUUGCUCCUUUAAUGAAAAUAAAAUUUGGAAUUGUU